AUGUGCACGUUGAAAUCGUACACGUCAAAAAAAUGUCAUUUAAAAAUCACACAUUGUGAAAUACAAACAAUCUAAGCAAAAAUAAUGUUAGGAGUAGUAAAUAAUAUUGCGACGACGAACGAUGAAUAAAUUUAUACGAAAAAGUAGCAGCUUUAUUGGCAAUUCCAUUCAACAAAAUGGAAUUUAUACAAAGCCAACAUCAAAUCAGUUAUAUAAUGCUCGGCAUAUAUUUGGAUUUGGUGAGGCUGUUAGCAAAAAGAAAGUGUACCAGCGAAAAGAAUUAGUUGGGUACUCAAUGCAACAAAUGUACGAUGUUGUCGCUGAUGUUGAUAAUUAUAAAUUGUUUGUUCCGUAUUGUAAAAAAUCGACCGUCUAUAAUCGCAAAGAGAAUUCAGCUCAAGCUCAAUUGGUUGUUGGUUUUCCACCACUUUACGAACGAUACACAUCGAAUUUGACGCUGCAACCACCGCAUCUUAUCAAAUCGGAAUGCUUCGACGGUCGACUUUUUAAUUAUUUACAAAAUUACUGGGGAUUUAGUGCUGGUUUAAAAGAUGUACCUGACUCAUGUGUCAUUGAUUUUCGUGUCACAUUCGAAUUCAAAUCGGCAUUACACUCACAUCUAUCACAUUUGUUCUUCGAUGCAAUUGUACAACAAAUGGAAAUGGCCUUCGUUCGUGAAGCUGAACGACGCUAUGGAUCGGCUAAAAUAAAACCAUUACUAUUGUCACUGCAGAGAUCGUGACCUUUCCCAACAAUGGAAUCCCAGCCUCAAUCAUAAUUAGAUCAAAUCUAAUGAAAUGCCAUUUAUAGGGAGAAUUAAUUAUAUUGAAAUGGAACCAAUAACUUUUCAUUCGAUGUUCAUCGUACAAAGGGGAUGAAUACCGAACUAAACGAAGAAAAAAAUCUUCUUUACCAAGUGAUCAUGUUGCAAAUGUUUUGUUGCUAUUUAUUAAAAAAUAUGUUUUUAUCAA
This is a messenger RNA of Contarinia nasturtii (swede midge), 971 nucleotides long. Its product is annotated as coenzyme Q-binding protein COQ10, mitochondrial. Gene Ontology annotation, cellular component: mitochondrion. Gene Ontology annotation, molecular function: ubiquinone binding. The record is from RefSeq and is a predicted model, not a curated record. NCBI's taxonomy places the organism in Eukaryota, Metazoa, Arthropoda, Insecta, Diptera, Cecidomyiidae. The coding region runs from base 122 to 742 and encodes 206 amino acids. The transcript is spliced from 3 exons. Gene Ontology annotation, biological process: ubiquinone biosynthetic process; cellular respiration.